AUGUCAACUAAUCCACCACAACCACCACCAAGUUCAACAAUUGCAUCAAAUCCACCACAACCAAUAGCAACUCCAAUGUCAACUACAAAUCCAUCACAACCAACAAUAACCUCAUCAUCAGCAGCAUCAUCAUCAUCAUCAUCAUCAUCAGGUAAUCCAGUUAAUUUUGAAUCAUAUGCCAGAAGAUGCUUUGAAUUAAAUAAUAAUAAUGAACAAACUCAAUUGUUAGCAUUAGUCACAGAGAUUAGAGAUAAUAUAGAAUUAGUUCAUACUGUUGAAUAUCCAACAUUUUUAAAUUUUUUAUUUCCUGUAUUUUAUAAUAUUUUAAGACAAGGUGCUGUUCAAUUUAAUGAUGGGCCAGAACAAAAGAUUAGAAAUACAAUAUUAGAUAUAUUAAAUAAAUUACCAAAUAAUGAAUUACUUAGACCACAUAUUUUAGUUUUAUUACAAUUAUCAAUGUAUUUAUUAGAGGUUGAUAAUGAAGAGAAUGCAUUGGUUUGUCUAAGAAUUAUUAUAGAACUUCACAAGAAUUAUAGAAAUGCUUUAGAGAGUGAAAUUCAACCAUUUUUAAAUAUAGUUUUAAAAUUAUAUACAGAUUUACCUUCAACAAUUGAAAAAACAUUUUCAUCAUCAUCAUCAGCAUCAUUAUCAACAACCACAACAGCAAUAUCACCUACCACCACCACUACUACUACACCAGCAACGGCAACAACACCAGCAACAACUACAGCAACUGGAAAUACAAUUACAACACCACCACCUGCAACACCACCUUCUACUACAGCAACAGCAAUAUCACCAACAUCAUCAACAACUACAACUACAACUGCAACAACCGCAGCAGCAGCAACAAUAGCAACAACAACAGCAACAACAACAAUAACACCACCAUUACCACCAUAUAUGAUUAAAAGUAUUGAAUCAUUUAAAAUUUUAACAGAAUGUCCAAUAGUGGUUAUAUUAUUAUUUCAAUUAUAUAAUAGUUAUAUGAGUAGUAAUGUUCCAAAAUUUAUACCAUUAAUAAUUGAAACUCUAUCAUUACAAGCACCAGCCAAUUCAACGGUGACACAUCAUUCACAAUAUGUCGAUUUUAUAGCGGCACAAGUUAAAACACUUUAUUUAUUAGCAUACGUUUUGAAAUGGCAUAUAGAACAAAUUAAACAAUACUCUGAUCGUUUCCCAAGAUCAGUGAUUCAAUUGCUUCAAAAUUGUCCAGCACAUUCAUCAGCAAUAAGAAAAGAGUUGUUGGUUACAUUACGUCAUAUUCUAUCAUCAGAUUUUAAAUCGAAAUUCAUAGUUUAUUUAGACCUUUUAUUGGACGAAAAGAUCAUAUUGGGCACAAGUAGAACUUCCUAUGAAUCAUUAAGAUCAAUGGCGUAUGGUUCAUUAGCGGAUUUCAUUCACAAUAUGAGAAAUGAACUAAACAUUAAUCAAAUUUCAAAAGUAGUUGCAAUCUAUAGUAGACAUUUACAUGAUCAAACCAAUCCAGUCUCCAUUCAAAUCAUGUCAGUCAAAUUAAUCAUAUCACUAAUGGAUGUAAUUCAAAGAAAACAAGAUCCACCUGAAUAUAAAUCACGUUCAAUCAUUUAUAAAGUGAUCGAAUCGUUCAUUAAUAAAUUCUCUUCAUUAAAACGUUCAAUUCCAAAAUUAUUAGCUGAUCAACAAAAAGAGAAAGAAAAAGAAUUAAAAGAUCCUCAAUCACUUAAAGAUAAAUUGGAUGGUUUAUCAUCUGCUAAUACAACCACAAGUAGUACUGGUGAAAUUAUAAUUUUAGAUCCUGUAAAAGAUACUAGAACUUUAAUUAAAACAAUGACUUCAAGUCUUAGAAAUAUAUUUUGGUCUUUAAGUGCUUGUCCAAUUAAUAAGCCUGGUACUGGUAUUACCACUGGUGCUGGUGCUACCACCACCACCACCACCAACACUAAUAAUACAAUUAUACCACCAGUUAGAAUUGCAUUACCAUCAAUUGAAGAAAGUUUAUUAUUUAUUAAAUUAUUUAAAAGUACAGUUAAAUGUUUUCCAAUUUAUGGUGGUUGUAACCCAUCACCACAAGAGGAGAAAGAGAUGAUUGAAAAUUUUACAGCAUCUUUCAUGAUGUUAGAUCAACGAACUUUUCAAGAGGUUUCAACAUUUAUUUUACCAUUCCUUUAUCAACGUUCAUUAAAUAAUCCAUCAUUGUUAUUAAUUCCACAAGGUUUCUUAUCAGUAACUCAAAUGAAUCCAACAGGUGUUCAAAUUAAUAGAGUUUUCUUAGAGGUUUUAACUCCUUUCCUAUAUGAAAAAAUUAGAAAUUUACAACCAACUGACAAACCUGAUAUUUGUAUGAUUAAAUUGAUUAAAUUAAUUUUUAAUGCAAUUCAACCAAAUAAUAAUAGUGGUGUUGGUGGUAGUGGUGGUUCAAAUAGUUCAGGUGGUGGUGGUGGUGGUGGUUCAAAUAGUUCAAAUAAUUCAACCAAUUCAAAUACUACUACAAAUAUUGAUUCAACAUGUGUUCAACAGGUUUUAUCAUCAAUGAUUUUAAUAUUAUUAAAAUUAAUUACAGAGAGUAAACAAAUUGAUUCCAUUCAAUAUUUAUUAUUAUUGAAAACCAUUUUUAAGAGUUGCACAAGACCUGAUCAAAGUAAAGAGAUUACACUUUUAUUCCCAAUCAUAUUGGAGACAUUGAAUGAUCUAUUAUUGUCAAGUAGUCAUUCAACUAUGAUACCUGCCGUUCAACAAUUGUUAAUAGAGUUAUCAUUAUCAAUACCAGUUCAAAUUGCAACAUUAUUACCAUCAUUACAUCUAUUGGUUAAACCAUUGAUGUUGGCUUUGGAUUCAAGUUCUUCGGAAUUACUAUCAACUACAUUUAGAAUACUGGAAUUAAUUGUCGAUAAUGCAACUGGUGAUUUCUUAUUAUUCACUUUUCGUGAUAAUAAAUCGGAAUUCUUACAAAUACUAAGCAAACAUUUACGUCCAGCUCCAUAUUUUUAUGGUCCACAUGCAAUUAGAAUAUUAGGUAAAAUGGCAGGUAAAUCAAGAUCAUUUUCAGUUUUAUCACCAAUUUUAUCAAUUGAUUCAACUUCAAAUUCAAGAUCAAUACCAUCUUCAAAUAAAAACAAUAAUAAUAAUAAUUAUUAUUAUAAUGGUAGUUGUAGUAAUAGCGAAAAUUAUUCAAAAGUUUUUAAAUUAUUAUUACCAUGUGAAACUGGUGAUGAUAAAACUAAAUCAAUACCAUUGGAUAAAUCAAUUCAAUCUAUUAAAAAUAUAUUAUUAUAUCAAUUAGAUGAUUCAUACCUUCAAAGUAAUGCUUAUUCUUUAUUAAAGUAUUAUAUAUCUUUAUAUCUUUCAUCACAAGAUUUCUUAAUUAAUCAACAAUCAUUAUUAAAUGAAUUAUUAAAUAAUUUAAAACAAUCAAAUAAUAAUAAUAAUAAUAAUAGUUCAACUGUAAAUUUAAAUAUAAUAGAAUUAGAUAAUGAAAAUGAAAAUGAAAAUGAUAAUAAUAAUAAUAAUAAUAAUAAUAAUAAUAAUAAUAAUAAUAAUAAUAAUAAUAAUAAUAAUAAUAAUAAUAAUAAUAAUAAUAAUAAUAAUAAUAAUAAUAAUAAUAUAAAAACAUUUAAAACAAAAGAAGAAUAUUUAAAUGAAAUUAAAAACUUUAAAGAUUUAGUUUAUUGUCUAUUUUUAUCAAUUACAAAUGAUCAUUUAAAGGAAAAAUUUGAUAGUUUAAAAUUUUUAAAUAACUUUAUUUAUCAUUUUGUUUUAUAUUUAUCAACAUUUAAAUUUAAUUAUUCAAUUAUUUCAAUGAAAGAAUUGGAUCCAAAAAUAUUUUUAGAAGCAUUGGUUGAUGUAAUGUCAAUGUCAUCACAUAAUAUUAUCAAUCAAAGCAAUAUUGAAGAUUUACAAACUAUUUCAACCUCUAAAUUUAAUAAGGCUCAUAUCACUUCCUUAUUAGAUAUGAUCUUUAAUUGUUCAAAUCAAAUUUUUAGUGAAAAUAGUAAUUCAAAGAAGAAUAAUGAAUUAAUGACAUCUUCAACUGAUGUAAAAGAUGGUGAAAAAGUUGAAAUGGAAACCGAAGAUUCAUUAAAGAAAGAUGAGAUGUCAGCAGCAGCAACAUCAGAAAUUAAAAAAGAAACAAAUGUUGUUGUUGAAAAUGAACAAGAUAAAGAUACAGUAUUAAUAUCUCCAAUCUUUAAAUAUUUGGUGAAAUUAUUUAUAAAGUGUUGUUAUGAUAAAGAUUUCUCUGUAAAAGGUGCAGGUUUAAUUGGUAUUGAAUAUAUCAUUGAAAAUGUAAAAUUAUCAUGGAUUCAACCUUUUCAACAUUUAAUAUUAAAGUCAUUAUUAUUUGUUUGUGAAGAUUUAUCAUAUUCUGGCUAUCAACCAACAAUUGAUUAUGCUUCUGAAAUCAUUAUAAAUUUAAUCAAACUUUGUGUACCAAAUUUAAAUAUAGUACCUGAUUCAAUGGAAAUUGAUCAAUCUACAACAACAGCAUCAACCACAGAGACAGCAGCAACAACAACAACUACAGAGACAGCAACACCAAUGGUAACAGAAUCAACAGCAAUCGUAACAGAACCAACAGCAACCACACCAACAGCAACACCAACAUCAACACCAACAUCAACAUCAACACCAACACCAACACCAAUACCAACAGCAACAACAUCUUCAACUACGACAGCACCAACAACAACAACAACAACAACGACAAAUUUAUCAUCAUCUUCAACAAUUAAUCAAAAACCACAUUGUAAAUUGAAUCAAUUAAAAUUAAAAGAUAGAGAAUUAUUAAAAUUAAUAUUAGAAAUUUUAAUGGAACGUAUUACAUCAUGGAGUGGACAUACAAGAUCAUUAGCACAAAGAAUGUUAACUAUGAUAUCAGUAGAGAUAACAAAGAUACCAAUGAGUCAAUUGAUUGAGGAUUUAAAGAUGACAGUUCAAAAGUUAUUACCAAAAACUCCAUUGAAAUCUUUAUCGAUUUCAUUACAAACUGGUGUUAUCGAUGGUUUAACAUUUUGUUUAUCACAAAAACCAUCACCAUUAAUUGAGAUUGGAGCAGAUACAGUCCGAGUAUUACAAGAGUGUUUAAAUGUUGCAGGUGAUGAAAGUAGUCCAACUCAACAAUCACAAAUUAAAUCGAGUUCAGCAAAAUCCAUUUCAGCAACUAAUAAUCUUAGAGUGUGUGGUGUUGAAAUGGUUGCAACCGCAAUGACUUGUCCAGACUUUUUACAAUUUGAAUGUUUGGAGUUCAAGAAUCGUAUCAUUCGUAUGUUUUUCAAGGUUGUGACUGCUCGUAAUAAAGAGAUGGCAAUGGCAGCAAAGAGAGGUUUAGCCAAUUCAAUUCAACAACAACGUCUUCAUAGAGAUCUUUUACAAACAUGUCUUCGUCCAGUUCUAUCGAAUAUAACGGAUCCAAAGAGUUUAAGUGUACCCUUUUUACAAGGUUUAUCAAGAUUAUUAGAAUUGUUAAGCAAUUGUUUCAAUGCUGCAUUGGGUGAGAAACUCUUUGAAUAUUUAAAGAAAUUCGAAGAAGCUGGUAAAUUAUCUUAUCUUGCCAAUAAAUAUAGAGACUCUGAGGAAGUUAAAAUUUGUGCGUCCAUAAUCGAUAUCUUUCAUCUAUUACCACCCGCCGCUAAACUAUUAGACUCAACAAUCAUUUUAACCAUCAGAUUAGAACAAUCACUUUGUAAGGAGGUUACAUCACCAUAUCGUGAACCUUUAAUUCGUUUCCUUGCAAAGUAUCCUCAAAGAACCAUUGAAAUUUUCAUGGGACAAUUACCACAAUUUAAUCUUAUCUUUAGAUUGAUUCUUAAACAUCAACCAUUAUCAAAGCCAAUCGUUGAGGAAUUAGCAAAUACUUAUUCCAUUUGGUUAGAAGCUCAUUUGAAAUCGCCAUCUGCCGAUAUUAGAUUUCACACUCUUUCAAUGGUUAGUAUCAUUAGAAAACAAUUACCAAAUUGGUUACCAGAGAAUAGAAAAGUUUUAGAUAUUCUAAUCGAAUAUUGGAGACCAUUGUCACAUAUGAUACAAUCAGCCAGUAAUCCAUUGGAUAUUUCAAAUCAAACAUUACGUGAAACUAAAAUCAUUGUAAAAUGUUUCUUGCAAUAUUGUAAAGCUCAUUCAGAAGAAACUGACCUCUACUUUUAUAUGUUGAGCGUUUUAACACUAAGAGCAUCAAUGGAUUUCAAUUUCUUACGUGAUUACUACCAACAUGAUUUAGCACCAUCUUCAACCAUUGAACAAAAGAAAAAAAUCAUUCAAACAUUUUUAAUAUUUUUCAAAGACCAAACUAUACCAUCUGAUAAUAAAGUUCAAGCAAUUCAAAAUUUAAUAACUCCAAUUUUAACAAAUUAUUUUCAUCAAACUGAUCGUAAUAGUAGUAGUGGUGGUGGUAUAAUUGAAGAUAGUCUUUUUAUACAAUUAACAAAACAAACUUUAGAAACAGAGGUAAAAGCAUCAUAUGAUGAUACUUUAUUAAUUGAAUUGUUACAAUUGGAAACAUUAUUGGUAAAGAAUUUAUCAAGUGUUUUAGUUGACUGUAGAAAAGAGUUGAUCAAAUUCGCAUGGAAUCAUUUAAAGAAUGAAGAUUUAACAUGUAAACAAUCCGCUUAUAUAUUGGCAUGUGGUUUCAUUGAAGCUUAUGAAACACCUCAUAAAAUUGUUUUACAAGUUUAUGUACCAUUGUUACGUGCCUAUCAACCUGAAUCUAAACAUUUGGUAAAACAAGCAUUGGAUAUUUUAAUGCCUUGUUUUAAAACUCGUUUACCAGGUGGUGAUCCAAAGAAUUCAACAUGGGUUAAAUGGACAAAGAAAAUUAUCGUCGAAGAAGGUCAUACCACUGCUCAAUUGGUUCAUAUCAUCCAAUUGAUUGUACGUCAUCCACAAUUAUUCUAUCCAAGUAGAUCUCAAUUCGUACCACAUAUUAUUUUAUUAUUACCAAAGAUUGCGUUGGGUUCAAAUUUAACAGCAGAAAAUAAGAAACUUUCAAUUGAUAUAGCUGAUACCAUUAUCAUUUGGGAAAAAAUGAGAAUGUCAAAUUUACAACAAUCAAUUAAAACUUCUUCUUCAAGUUUACCAACAACAACAACAACAACAACAAGCUCUAAUAAACCAACAGAUUCAUCAUCAUUACCACCAAAUACACCAAUUGCAGAAGGUUCAAUUACAACACCAAGUCAAGGUGGAGUUGCUACACCAAAUGUUUCAGAUUCAACACCAACUCCUGGUAUUCACCAUGGUGCUACAAACAUUGAUGAUGAAUAUAGACCACCAUUAAGUGCUAUUGAGCAUAUUUCAUUGUUUUUAAUUCGUAUGGCUUCAAAUUGGUAUCAUAUUAACGAAAAAUGUUCAGAGCUUUUAAGACAAACAUUGGUAAUUUGGCCAGAAACUAAUAUUAAAUUUAGUGUUUUCGAGAAACCAAUGAAUACUGAUCAACCACAAAUGAUUUCAACUUGUUUGUCAAUGUUAAAUUUAAUUGCUGAAUAUCAAGUAAACACUUUUAUUCCAAAUAAUGUUGUUGCAUUACAACAAUCUUUACUUCAAGCUUUAAAUAGUGAUAAUGCUAAAAUAUCUUCAUUAUUAGGUUCAUUAUUUAAAAAGAUUUUAGCAGCUUUUCCAUUACCAACUAAUAAUACCACUACAACAACACCAGUAUCAUCGACAACAACAACCGAACAAUCAUCAGAUUCAUCAUCAUUACCACCACCUCCUCCAGUUCAAGUAACAAAACCAAUUCCAAAUGAAAUGGUUUCAUUUUAUACUUUUAUUGGAACCCAAUUUGAAAUGAUUUUAGGCGCAUUCGAUAAGAAUUAUAAUUUAUCAAUUUUAUCAAAUAUUAAAGUAUUUAGUGAUCAUAGUGAGUCAUUCAUUGAUCCAUAUAUUAGUUUAAUUGUAAAGGUUUUGAUUAGAUUAACUAGAAAUUAUUUAUCACAAGAUUCUGAUGGUGGUACUGGUUCAUUGGCAAAUAAACCAUUGUCAUCUAGUGGUUCAACAUCACAAACUGGUGGUGCUUCUCAAACUGCCACCAGUGCAUCUAAUGUAGUUUUAAAGAAAUCAAAUUCAGAGAUUAUUAGUGGUCUUUGUAAAACUUAUGGAUUCUUAAAAACUAAAACAACAAAAUUAAAUUCAGAUCAAAGAAAUGCUUUCAUUCAAUCUUUAUUAGUUUUAAUUGAACGUAGUAACGAUGUUGAACUAUUAUCUGAAAUUAUUAAGGUUGUUGAUUAUUUAAUUUCAAUUUCACCAUCACCAUCACCAUCUACAACUCCAGUAGUCACAGAAACAACUAUUCCAUCCACAACAACAACAACAACUACAGCAGCAACAACAACAACAACUACUACUCCAUCUACAACAACUACAGCAGCAACAACAACCACUGCUCCAACUACAACAGAGACAACAACAACAGCAGCAACAACAACAAUUACACCAUUUUUAACAAUUAAAGAAAAAAUUAACUUUUUAAUUAAAUUGGGUAGAGUUGAUCAAUUAUCAAAUGCAGAAUUAUCAUUAUCAUAUUAUAAAUUAGUAUUAUCAUUUUAUAGUGAAUCAAAUUCAAGUAGUAAACAAGAGUUAUCACAAUUGGAACCAUGCUUUAUGAUGGGAUUACGUAAUACAGUGGAUCAAGGUAUGCGUAAAUCAUUGUUUAAUAUAUUACAUAAAUCAAUUGGUACAACACCAUAUCAAAGAUUAAACUAUAUCAUUGGAGUACAACAAUGGGAUAUCUUGGGUACAACAUAUUGGAUUAAACAUGCUUUAGAUUUAUUAUUAGCAAUUUUACCAAAUGAUAAAUUUGUUAAAAUUUCAAAUUUCUGUUCAAAAUUACCAACUUCUUUGAAAUUUGCUAAUCGUAAUGGAAAUGAUAUCAACCAACAACAACAACAACAACAACAACAACAACAACAACAACAACAACAACAACAACAACAACAACAACAACAACAACAACAACAACAACAACAACAACAACAACAACAACAACAACACCACCAACAAGAACAACCAAUGGAAAUCGAUGAGAAUCUAGUAGUUGAACAAUCAUCAUCGGUGAAUAAAGGUAAUGAAGAAUUUAAAAAAUCAUUAAAAUUACAUACUCAAUGGUUAGAAUCAUUAAAAAAUGAAGAAUCAUUAAAAUUUAGUGAAUUUAAUGAAAAUCUUAGAGAGUUAAUUUUUAUUGAUUCUCAUUUAGUUAAUGAUUUAUGGUGUCAUCUAUUUAGUGAUAUGUGGUCAGAUUUAACAAAAGAAGAACAAUUUAAAUUAUCAAAAUCUUUAACUUUAUUAUUGUCAAAAGAUUAUACAAAGAAAGUACCUUUAGUUAGUAAACCUAUUAUACCACCAACUUCAAUACCAAUUUCAAAACCAAUAAUAACAACAACAACAUCAACAUCUUCAUCAACUUCUACAACAACACCAAUAACAACAAUACCAUUAAUUAAUAAUUCACAAUUAAUAACUAUUGUUACAUUAACACAACAACAAACUAAUCCAAUAAUUGUACCAUCAUUAAGAGAACCAAAUGUUAUUAAAACAUGGAUGGAAACUUUAGGAAUGUGUAAACCAAUACCAAAGGUACCAAUUGAAGUUAUUAGUUUUUUGGGUGAAAAUUAUAAUUGUUGGUAUUAUGCAAUUAGAAUGAUUGAACAACAAUUAAUUGAUAGACAAAAACUUUUAGAUUCAACCGAUAUCAAUUGGGAUUAUCUUUCCUAUCUUUAUGGUGCAAUUGGUGAAAAGGAUUUACUUUAUGGUAUUUAUAGAAAGAGAUAUCAAUGUGAUGAAACUAAACUUGGUCUAUUGUUAGAACAAUUUUAUAUGUUCCAAUCUUCACAAGAGGUAUUUUUAUCGGCAAUGAAUAAAUAUUCAGCGGUAGGAUGUAAACCAACACCACGUAGUGAAAAUCUAUUAUGGGAAGAUCAUUGGUUAGAAUGUGCAAAACGUUUAAAUCAAUGGAAUUUCGUUCACGAAUUUUCAAAAGAAAAGAAUAUGUAUGAUCUUACGAUUGAGUCAGCUUGGAAGAUACCACAAUGGAAUUCAGUGAAAGAGAAUAUGAAGAAAAUGAUGUCACAAGGUGAUACAAGUAUUAGAAAAAUACUUCAAGGUUAUUUCUUAACAAAUGAAAAGAGAUAUCAUGAAGUUGACCCUGCAAUCGUUACCUCUAAUCAAUUGAUUCUCGAUAAAUGGGUAUCAUUACCUGAACGUUCUUUCCGUUCUCAUACUAAUAGUUUGGUGGAAAUGCAACAAGUCGUUGAAUUACAAGAAUCGGUUCAUAUCUUAAAAGAAAUUAGUAACAUCACUCUAUCACAACAACCUGCUGAUUUAAGUCGUUCAUUCUUAACUUCCAAUUAUAUAAAAUCAAUUUUCAAUAUUUGGCGUGAACGUCUACCAAAUAAAGAUGAGGAUCUAUUGAUUUGGUUCGAAUUAAUGGCAUGGAGACAACAAGUAUUCAAUAUCAUUGGUACACCAUCAAUGAAUGGUGGUAUCGGUGCUAAUCCAGUGACACCAACAAAUACCACUACCACAAUCACAAAUCCUGACGGUACAACCACUACAACUACAACUCCAUUACCACCACCACAACAACCAAUCAAUCAAAUUGAAUUUGCUUCACCACGUUAUAUGGUUUUAGAAAUGGCAUGGACAAUGAAUAAAUACUCUCAUAUCGUUAGAAAACAUAACAUCAUAGAGGUUUGUUUAAAUUCUCUAAGUAAAAUGUUUGAUCUUCAAAUUGAACUUCAUGAUAUCUUUUUAAAUCUUAAAGAGCAAAUUAAAUGUUAUCUUCAAUUACCAACUCAUUAUGAUACGGGUAUUUCAAUUAUCAAUAGUACAAACCUCGAUUUCUUCACUCCAAUGCAAAAGGGUGAAUUCCUUCAAUUGAAAGGUGAAUUCUUAAAUAGAUUAGGUCGUUAUGAUGAAGCAAAUCAAUCUUUUGCCUCCUCUGUAAGUCAAUAUGAAAACUCGGCAAAGAAUUGGAUAAGUUGGGCACAUUUCUGCGAUAAUCAAUUCACCAAUCAUAGUAGUAGUUCAAUAACUCCUUCUUCAACUCCUACCACUUAUGAUAUUAAAACUCAAUGGGCUGAAUCUGCAAUUAGUUGUUAUAUUCAAGGCAUUAAAUGUGAUCCAAAAUAUGGUAGUCGUUAUGUUCCAAGAAUAUUCUGGUUACUUUAUCUAAAUGGUUCUGGUGAAGUUCCUCAACAAAUACAAACUCAACAACAACAACAACAAGCAGCUGCUCAAGGUGGCUUACCACCACAACCAAGAAAACUAACACCUGCCCAAUCUGUAUUCCAAUCAUUCUUAAAUUCAUGGACUAUUCUUCCACAAUGGAUUUGGUUAAAUUAUAUGCCUCAAUUGAUUUCAGGUGCUGCUAAUCUUUUAAAUUUCCCAGGUUAUGGUUUCCUUUGUUGGCAAAUGAUUGGUAAAAUUUGUUAUUUAUUCCCAAAUUCUUCAUAUUAUCAUUUUAGAAAAUUAGUUUUGGAAAUGAAAUCAAAUGCUUCUAAAUUUACUACCUCACCACCUACAACAACAACAACAGCAACAACAACAACAACAGCAACAACAACAAUAACAACAGCUACUACAACCUCAACACCAACUCAAAUACAACACCAACUCAAAAUACAACUACACCUAUUAAAGAAGAAUCAUCUACAACUACUGCAACUACAACACCAGCUGUACCAUCAACUUCUACUCCAACUUCUACAUCAGCACCAGCUCCAAUAUCAACAUCUACAAAUACCCCACCAAAUGCUACAACAACAACUCCACAAGCAAAUACAACAUCACCACCACCACCAAGUUCAACAUUCUCACCACUUAAAAUGACAGAAACAUUAUCACUUGGAUUGCAUCAAUAUCAUUCUUGUUUAAUUAAUGAAAUUGAUAUGAUGUUAGGAUCAUUUAGUAUAUUAUCAGGUAGUAUACCAGCAGUUUAUCAAUUUAAUGGCUCAUUAAAUCAAAUUUUAUUAGAAGCAUUCAAAUUGAAUAAGAUUGAAGAUUCAAUAUAUAAUUCCAUUCGUUCAUUAUAUAAACAUUAUUUCGUAAAUGAAAUUAAAUAUCAAAAUAGUAAAGAAUUUUUAGAAGCCUAUAAGAGUGAAUUUAAAGUUGAUUUCAUUGAAUUCAAUUUAGAUGAUAUUGUAUCUGAUACAAUUAAAAAAGAAUCUGAUCAAGAAACUAAUGUUGUUGAAGGAACUACAAAUGUCUCAAAAGAAUUAGAAACGACAUCAGAAAAACAACAACAACAACAACAACAACUUCCAACAAUUUCAAUUUUAUUAUUAAUUGAAAAAUUAAUUAAAUGGAUAGAUAGAAAACCAGAUAAUUCAUUAAUAACAGUUGUUAAUACUGAUCAAUCAACAAAUUAUUAUGGUAUUGAUACAAUGAUAUGUUUAGAAUCAAUUUGUCCACAAUUAGUAAAUUUCAAACCAUCAAUUUUAGAGAUACCAGGUCAAUAUAAUACAAAUCGUGAUCCAAAUAUUGAAAAUAAUGUUAAAGUUGAAAAGGUUGGAAUGUUUGCAAAAUUAAUUAAACAUUCAAAUGGUAUGGUAUGUCCAAGAAUUACAUUAUAUGGUGGAAAUGGUAAAGCUUAUCAAUUUUUAAUUGAAAGUUCACCUUCAUUAAUUAAUGGCAUCACCAAUAGUAAUAACAACAAUGUAGCACGUGUUUAUGAAAGAAAGAAUCAAUUGCUAGGUUCAAUUAAUUCAAUGUUGAUAAAGAAUCGUGAAACUAGAAGAAGAGGUCUUACACUUAAUUCUUAUCCAACCGUUGUACCAAUUAAAAAUUCAUUGACAAUGAUUCAAAAUAUUGGUAAUGAUUCAAUUAAACAAUUGGCUGAAGUUUGGUAUACUCAUUCAAAUCAAUCAAAUCUAUUUAAACCAAUGUUAAAAUAUAAAGAAAUGUUAUUAAAUUCAAAUCUUCAUACUGAAUUAUUGUCAAAGAAAGAUCAAGAUGGUGAUUUAGAAUUUACAAAUAUUACAGAGGAUAAUAAUAUUAGUAGCAGCAGCAGCAGCAGUAGUAGUAGUGGUAGUAAUAGUGGAGAAAAUUCACCAAUUAUAGAUUCUAGUAAAUUAGUAGUGUUUAGAGAAAUGUCAAAAGAGAUUGGUGAUGAAUUAAUGAUCAAUUAUAUUCAAUCAACAUUAUUACCAACCAAUUAUCAAGAUCAAUAUGAAUUUAAAUUAAACUUUUCAAAUCAAUUUGGUUUACAUUCAUUAUUGCAAUACAUUCUAUUCUCAGAUAUUGGUGAUAUUGAUCCAUCAAAGAUUUAUUUAACAAAAUCUACAGGUUCAGUGUAUUAUAAUGAUUGGUCAUUAAAAUUAACAAAUCGUAAAUUAGGUUUUGAUUUACUUCAAGAUAAUCCAUACAAUCAACAACAACUAUUAAGACUAUCACCAAAUAUUAGAAAUUAUUUAGGUCCUUUAUAUUUAGAAGGUAGUUAUCUUUCUUCAAUGAUUUCAACUUGUAUUUGUUUAUCAGAUUUAAAGGAUCAAUUGGUUAAUUCAAUCAAUUUAUUCAUUUUCGAUGAAUAUAUGUGUAUGAAUAAUGUUGAACCAUUACAACAGAGUGAACAAAAUAAAGAUAGAAACAUUCACUAUGAAUUCAUUGAUAAAACUACCGCCACUGUUCAUCAAAUGCUUGAAAAUAGAAUUGAUUCUUUAACUCCUUCCUCUCAACCUGAUAAAACCUGUUUUAUCUCUCCAAUAGUUAAAAAAGUAAAUCAAUUAAUUCAAAAUUCUUUAUCUUCAAAUAUUUCUCAAUUGGACCAAUUAUCUUGUCCAUGGCUUUAA
Molecule: messenger RNA, 13751 nt
Organism: Dictyostelium discoideum AX4
Lineage: Eukaryota; Evosea; Eumycetozoa; Dictyosteliales; Dictyosteliaceae
Gene: tra1
Product: protein kinase, Atypical group
Exons: 3
Source: RefSeq, a predicted model, not a curated record